Necator americanus (New World hookworm) is the source of this 399-nucleotide messenger RNA. RefSeq lists its product as uncharacterized. NCBI's taxonomy places the organism in Eukaryota, Metazoa, Nematoda, Chromadorea, Rhabditida, Ancylostomatidae. The transcript has 2 exons. Gene Ontology annotation, biological process: non-motile cilium assembly; protein localization to ciliary transition zone. The record is from RefSeq and is a predicted model, not a curated record. Gene Ontology annotation, cellular component: MKS complex. Bases 1 to 399 code for a protein of 132 amino acids.
AUGGUAGAUACAAUAUCCGGUCAAUUUCUAAGUCUACUAGCUCAUGCAGUUCUCAUCUCGACAUUAUUCUUCAACCAGGAACCAUUCCUACUUGCGUCGUCACCACUCUGUGUGAGCGCAGUUCAAGAGGAUUCUCGAGUGGAAUUCAUCGUACUGCUCUCGCUCACACUGCUUUUGGAUGCCGGAGAACUGUUCCUGUUGUUCACGAGAGUUCCAUCUGUUAGCGUGUCUCUGCUCUCAAGUUCUUUCCAUGUUGUUAGUUGUUUAUUUCUAGUGAAGUUCAUUAUCGAUGAACAUCCAGUUAGUAACUUUUGGAUUUUACUAGCAUUCACUUCUUUUCCAGCAUUGUUGUUUAAUCUAAUAGGUUUCUCACUAUCUCCAUAUCGGAAUAAAUCCUGA